Symsagittifera roscoffensis is the source of this 1562-nucleotide messenger RNA. RefSeq lists its product as uncharacterized. Bases 206 to 1426 code for a protein of 406 amino acids. Lineage: Eukaryota; Metazoa; Xenacoelomorpha; Acoela; Convolutidae. The record is from RefSeq and is a predicted model, not a curated record. The transcript is spliced from 8 exons.
GAAAACACCUGCACUGAAAUCUGAAGGCACGGUUUGGUAUUCUUUAUUAUUUACACCAAGCUCGAAGGAAUACUCCGAGCUACAUAAAAAGGUACCUUGCAAAUUGAGAACAAACCUUGAAUCAUUGAACCUUGAACAAACCUUGAAUUGAAUCAUUUUGAAAAUUCUCAGAUAAAUUUUACAAUAUUCGUGGCCUGUGUAAAUCAUGGUGUACCCUUUGAUAAGUACGCAGAACCAAAAACCCUCGGAAAAUGAAUCUGGAAACAUUUCGAAAACGACUGCAGACGGAAAAGCGCCUUCGAAUGGACCAAUUUGGGUGGAGGGAAUUGUGCCCCCUUUAACCCCCGGGGUUACAAAUGGGGGAGAGGGUGGGUUUGUGGAGGUGAAGAGGCCUGAGGGGAGGAAGAAGAGGAGUGGGGUGUGCAUUGGGAUCUGGCUUGCAGUGGGUGCACUCUGUGCCAUCAUUCUUAUAUUAAUGGCAUACAUGGCCGCCAACUAUUUGGAGAACCAAUCAAGAGACAAGUGGGUGAAAGUGGAUUGUGGAAGUCAUGAAGAGUACUGUCAUUAUUCCAGAGAAGACCACGAGGGCAAGAAUGAUGGCCAUAACUGUGACCUCAGAGGAGGCCAUAGGCCAUACCAGGAGCCAGGGUUCGAGAUCUUGGAACACAUGUUUCUGUCCAGUGACCAUAUAUGGCAGACUAUGGUUCCCAAUUGUGGCCAUGACGAGGAUGGAAUGACGAUGUACAACUACAGCUUCGUGGUUGACUUCGAGAAAGAAGUGGUCGCAAUCAGGACUGGGGCCACUUCCGCUGACAGUACCAACAGUGGGGGCAGUUGUUUCGUGGCCCACACAGGGGACAUUCUGGACUUCCCCGAGGAGAGUGUGGUGGCUCAGUUCCUAGAAAACGGCAACUCACAAUCUCCCGAAGGAAGCGAAGGCAACGAGGAGAUGUUUUUGCAAAGUGUCCUGAUGGAGGUGACUGGUCUGAAGCAACACUUCUUCGAUGCCACCCCCUUUACCCCUCAGCUAGUUGGUCAGGUGGGGGAGGAGGUGGAGUCCCUGUGCAGAGGAGCUACCAUGUAUUCCCUGGAAAACAUCGACGCCGAGAUCGAAGAAAAUCUGCAGGACCUGUUGGAGUUCGCACAUGACACGAUGGACGAGGCCGGCGAGUUGCUGGGGGCAGUCCAGGAGAGUCUCUCUGAUUUGAGUCUGAGCGACGCCAGCAGUGUCAAUGCACUCAUGCAGGACAUGGCAGAACUCCUCCUGUUCAUACCCACUGUCGCCGAGGGGGUUCCGGACCCUUUCCGUCCACAGAUGCCCGGAGGAGCGCUGUCUCUCAACAUCCGGACACAUCACCUUGAAAUGCAGUAUGAAGAAGUGUGGCCCCGACUAGAUGACGAGAAUGCAAAUCGAAGGAUCAAGUAAACAAAAGCGAAAACACUGAAUUGAAAAAUAGACCAACGAAGUUGAAAUUAUAUGAACAAAAAGUGAACGAAUGUUUAUUCGCCACUGGAUUAAAAAUAUAUAAUUUUUUUCUGUUUGUGCAUGCUCGAAAUUGUUU